AUGACGACGACGAAAGCGUGGUGGGACGAGAGGUUCCGGCAUAUUGGGGAUCAUUUCGAUAAGCAGGGGUGCAGGAGUGAGGGGUGGGUGUGCGUGGAGGAGGAUCGGCCGCUGGGGGAGUUGAUGAUGAUGAUGGAGGGGAGGAAGACGAAGGAGAAGAAUAAGGAGAAAGAAGGAGGAGGCGGGAGUGUUAUGGUAGGGGAGGAUGAGGAAGAAGAGGAAGAGGGAGAGGAGGAAGAAGAAGAAGGGCUUCCUGUGUAUGAUGUGUUUGAGGGGAGUGUAGGUGUAGGUGGAGGGAUGUACAUGCCGUUCUGUUCGAAACGCGAGCUAGAAGAGGAGGAGGAGGAGGGUAAGGAUGCGGAUGCCGUGAGCGAUUUCGAUCAGUUGUGA
Molecule: messenger RNA, 390 nt
Organism: Lecanosticta acicola
Lineage: Eukaryota; Fungi; Ascomycota; Dothideomycetes; Mycosphaerellales; Mycosphaerellaceae
Source: the annotation of a GenBank genome assembly